This is a messenger RNA of Chaetomium fimeti, 4550 nucleotides long. RefSeq names its product poly polymerase catalytic domain-containing protein. NCBI's taxonomy places the organism in Eukaryota, Fungi, Ascomycota, Sordariomycetes, Sordariales, Chaetomiaceae. Bases 300 to 4550 code for a protein of 1416 amino acids. Gene Ontology annotation, biological process: protein poly-ADP-ribosylation; regulation of DNA-templated transcription; double-strand break repair. The record is from RefSeq and is a predicted model, not a curated record. Gene Ontology annotation, molecular function: NAD+ poly-ADP-ribosyltransferase activity; zinc ion binding; NAD+-protein mono-ADP-ribosyltransferase activity. The transcript is spliced from 8 exons. Gene Ontology annotation, cellular component: nucleolus.
CUGACCCUAGCAGGGGCCGUUGUUGCCUGCUCGACACGGCGCGCUGCUGAACCGGACGAAAUUUGUUUGGGGGCUUAUUUACAUGCUCACGAAUCGCUCUUUCUUCGACCAAAAUUUCAUCUCGCCAUUCUCAAUUUCUCCCAAUCAUCCAGCCGACUUGUUGCCAGAAUUCCCCUGGUUUGAGCGUACAUUCUCGAUUUUUCGAGACUGCCAAUUGACCUCGUAUCAGUCUCCUUACUCCAUUCCAGAAGUACGAGACCCACUCCCGACCGCAACAUUCCCUCCAGAACCCGAGCAAGAUGCCACCAAAGCGGGGAAAGAAGGCGGCGACUCCAGCGAAACCAGCCUUGGACGGGUGCAAGAUCGCCCUCAGUGGCACUUUUCCCCGCGCUCCACACGCCUUCAUAAAGGCCAAAGCAGAGGAGCUUGGAGCGGUCGUGGCCAGCAGCGUAACCGACGAUGCCACCCACCUCCUGGCAACCGAGAACGACUACAAAAAGCCAUCUCCCAAGGUCGCCAAGGCACAGUCACUCGGUAUUCACAUUGUGAGCUUGGAAUGGCUUUUUGCCUGCGAGGAAAGCGGCACCAAAGAGGCCGAGGAUAGUUACACGCCUGGCGCCACCGACCAGGACGACGACGACUCCACCCCCGCACAACCGGACGCAUCCAAGUCGGCGCCCGCAGCGUCGUCCCAAACCAACGGUACCGCUAGAACAAGCACCAGGGCGCGGAAGCGUGCUCCUUCCCCCGUCGUGGACAAUGCCUCGGAUACCGAACCUGCGCCGAAACCCAAGCGCACGAGAGGGCGCAAGGCAGCUGCUGUCAAGGUAGAGCCGGAGGAUGAUGUCGAUAUGCCGGACGCGAACGAUGCGAACGACGCUGCCGAUGCCGAACCUAAAAAGGAAGAGAAACCGGCCAAGGCAAAGGUCGAGAGAGCCAUGGGCGAAGGCCAAGUCGCGAAGAGCAAGAACAUGCAAAUCCCUCUCGAUGAAGGCUGCCCAUACAUCACGUCCAAGGUCUACAUCGACGAUGCGGGGGUCAUUUUCGACGCGUCGUUGAACCAGACCAAUGCGUCAAAUAACAACAAUAAGUUUUAUCGCAUCCAGCUCUUGGAGGACCCUAGCGGCAUCUUCCGGACGUGGACUCGGUGGGGCCGCGUUGGAGAACGUGGUCAGACACAAGUCGCAGCCGAAGGUACUCUGGAUAACGCUAUGCGGCAGUUUGAGAAGAAGUUUAAAGACAAGUCGACGCUUGCCUGGAAGGAUCGUGGCAACAACCCGAAACCGGGUAAAUAUGCCUUCGUCGAGAAGAACUAUGACGACGAUUCGGACGAUGAUGAUGAGGCCGAUGGUAAUGCGACUGGAGACAAGGCCCCGAGCCGGAAAGCACCCGAGUCAAAACUCGAACCUGCUGUACAGCAGCUCAUGAACCUCAUCUUCAAUCAGCAAUUCUUCAAUGCCGCCAUGUCGGCUCUCAACUACGACGCCAAUAAGUUGCCGCUCGGGAAACUCAGCAAGGCAACCAUCACGCGAGGUUUCCAGGCGCUCAAGGACCUUUCCGCGCUCAUCGACGACCCCGCCACUUCUGCAUCAGUCCACGGCAUGGCGUACGGUCCGGCGGUUGAGCAGCUCUCCAACACCUUCUACUCUUUGAUCCCCCAUGCAUUUGGCAGAAAUCGCCCCCCGGUCAUCAACAACCAGUCCAUGGUUAAGACAGAAAUAGAACUUCUGGAAAGCCUGAGCGACAUGAAGGACGCUGCGCUCAUCAUGAAGGUGGACAAGGCUGCCGAAAACGAGAUCCACCCAGCAGACAAGCAGUUCCAGGGUCUCAACAUGAAGGAGAUGACGCCCCUCGACCCGACCGGUAACGAGUUCACCCAACUGAAGAACUACUUGGUCGAGAGCCGCGGCGCCACGCACGGACACCACUAUAAAGUCGAGGGCAUCUUCCGUAUCGAGCGCCAAGACGAGUUCAAGCGGUUUGAAGACAGCAAGUUUGGGAAGAUGGACCAGAACCGGCGCCUGCUGUGGCACGGUUCCCGCUGCACCAACUUUGGUGGUAUUCUCAGCCAGGGACUUCGCAUUGCGCCGCCAGAAGCACCGGUGUCGGGCUACAUGUUUGGCAAGGGUAUCUACCUGGCCGACAUGGCGUCCAAGUCGGCCAACUACUGCUGCUCAUCCAUUUCGAACGGUACCGCGCUCCUUCUGCUCUGCGAGGCUGAGCUGGGUGACCCCAUGCAGGAGCUGGUGAACGCCUCAUACACGGCGGGCGAGGAUGCGGAGAAGAACGGCAUGGUGUCGACCUGGGGCCAGGGCACCACUGGUCCCAGCCAGUGGAAGGAUGCCAGCUGUGUCCACCCCGACUUGGCGGGUGUGAAAAUGCCUGACACGUCGGUGUUGCCCGGAGCCACCAACAUUCCGAAUGCCGGCCUGUACUACAACGAGUACAUUUGUUACGACGUCAAGCAGAAACGGACAAAUACCUGCGUCACGUGUCGUGCGCGCAAGGUCCGCUGUGACGGCCGACGCGGCAUCUGCACCAACUGUGAGCGUCUCGGCUUCAGCUGUUCGUACGACGAGAAUGUCGGCGUCGAGGUCGCCUGUCAGAACUGCCAUGCCAGGAAGGCCAGGUGCAGCGGCUCCAUGCCGAGUUGUGACCGUUGCCGGGUCCAGCGCCUCGAGUGCGUGUACCGGCCCGGCAAGCGGUCGCUCCCCCUGCCGCUGCCGAACCCCGCCGCGGCCCCGUCUCCCGGCUCCGGGAUGGACCUCGAUGCGCCUCCGGGGCAGGGCGCACCAAACGACUACGCCACCUCCAGCAGCAACGCGAGCCCUGCCACGGCCGCCGUCGACCCGACUGAACCCGACGAAGCCCUAGCCCUCAAAGCGUUCGACAACUUUUUCCGCCACAUCUACCACGUCGCCAUGUUUUCCUUUCUGCACCGGCCGUCCCUCAUGGAGCUCUACCACGCCGGGUCGCUAGACCGAGCUCUCGUCCUCUCCGUCGUCGGCAUCACCUCGCUCCUAACCGACAUGGGUCCGGGCAUGGUCGACUACGGAAACCGAUGCAUCGAAGAGUCCGUCUCGCUGUGCCUGGCAGGGCUCGAAAAGCCGACCAUUUCGCGUCUGCAGGCCCUGGUGCUGGCCGUCAAGCACCGCAUCCUCUCCAAGCGCUUCUCCAGCGCCUUCAUGCUCCACGCCAUUGCGAGCCGGUUCGCGACUGCCCUCCGUCUGUACCAAGAGAAUACGGACCUCUGCUUUCUCGCGCGGGAAGCCCGCCGCCGCCUGAUGUGGUCCAUCUACAUGAUCGACGCGUCCAUCGCGACAGGCCAGGCGGAUGUCGCUAUCUGGUUCGAUGCCGAGCGGCAAAUCCAGCUGCAGCUCCCGUGCAACGAGCGCAACUUUGACUUUGACCUGCCAGACCCAACGGAAGGGCUCCGGUCGCCGGGCCCCGACCCCUCAACCGGUAUCGUGCCGCCCUUGCCAGACGUGCUUGGCCUCAUGGCGUUGCAUAUCCGCCUGUACUGGAUGCGCACCCGUAUCCUGCAGUGCACAUCACGAGCGGCCGCUUCCCCCACGGCGGACACGCUAGCCAUGCUGCCGAGUCAGCUGGCCGAGCUCGCUGCGGAACUCGAGGGGUUCGAGGCGAGGUUGCCGGUCUCGUUCCGCGAGAACGAGGCUAAUUUCCGCCUGCGCAGCUAUUCCACCCGACUUAACAUAUUCAUCACCACACACAUGCUGUGGAGACAGUGUCAUCUUGACCUGUACCGCCUGUUUCUCCCAGGCUUGAAGGAGGCACUUGCCCCGGCUGCUUUGCAGCAACUAGACUCUCACUUCGUGAUGCAUAGCCGGCGUAGCUGCUACGAGCACGCCAGGCGGAUGGCCGACAUGAUGUCGCAGCUGCUGAGUUUGAGUAGCACAUCCAGCACCCCCCCGGUGGCCGAUUUGGAUCUCACCGGGUGCGCGUUCCACUGCUCGAGGGUGCUGUAUCACGGUUUACAGACGGACAGCGGUGAUCUUGGAUUGGGUUUCACGCAAGAACGCGUCCAGGAGCUGGCUGGCGUCUGCCUCCGCGCUGCGCGGCAGUCAACUCCCGGGCAAGCGUCUGCCAGUAUUCAAGCGGAUAUCGAGCGGCUGAUUGCCAACGGUCUGUCCCUGCCAGAGGUUCCCCCCGCUUUAAUGGGCCGCACUCGCAGCCUGGGUCCUGGAACGGGGACGCCGUAUCUCGCGCCACAAGGCCCGGCGCCGGCAGCAGACCACACGGCCAAUCGCAUGCACCUCAUGGUUCCGACCCCGACCCCGACCCCGGGGAACCAAGCGAGCGUAGGAUCAAUGCAAAUGCCGCCGCCCGCGUCCAUAAGCCCCAUGGCAGCGUUGAGCCUGCCCAUGGCGGCUGAAUCGGCGGCGCACGGCGCCGCGGGCGUCGCCCCAUCCCAGGCCAGCGCAUUGCCCGACGGGCUCAACUUCGGCCCCGAGUUCUUCGGCAUGGAUUCGUGGGCGUCAUUCGCGGGCUGGCCGGAUAUCGGGCAGUUUCCGACCAGUGAGAUCUCAUGA